GUAUCUGGAGGGAGGCAAGGAGGCUGGUGGCCAGCUUGUUGACCAGCGUUUUUGCCCUCGAAUUGUCGAAGGCGAGCUGCGUUACAACAUGGUCGGCGACUCUCUUGUCGGCAUCAUUCACAAGAAGCCGAAGGAAGGCGGUAUUAGUGCAGUUGGUGGCACUGGAUCCGUCUACACGUAUUACGGUCCCAAGGAGAAGCAGUUUGCGAGCCUUACGAACAACUUCCUGAAGGAAGAUCUUCCGAAGAUCAUGCCUGCUCUUGGCUUGGGAGAGGAGCCAAUCCCUUUGUGGUGGACUUCUGACUUCAUCAACUCCUCUCCAGAGGGCACUGAUGCCAAGGAUGAGAAGUGGAUCGUGGGUGAGUUCAACUGCUCGUGCGUCGGUAUCUCCAAGUGCUUGCCGGCCUACUGCAAGGACGACACCCCGAAUGCCUGCUACACAGACAUCCCCGGCAAGGAUCUGAAGGAGGUGCGUCGCAUUAGCGACCUCCUUGGCAAGAAGGCCACGGACAUCUUCGUGACCGAGGCAAAGAAGAGGCCAUGGUACAGCAAAGCCACGCUUCCUGGUUCAGGGCAUUCUCCAACACUCCUGUCCUUCAACAAAGGGGAGCCAAUCCCUUUGUGGUGGACGUCUGACUUCAUCAACUCCUCUCCGCCCGGCACCGAUGCCAAGGACGAGAAAUGGAUUGUGGGUGAGUUCAACUGCUCAUGCGUCGGCAUCUCCAAGUGUUUGCCGGCCUACUGCAAGGACGACACCCCAAACGCCUGCUACACAGACAUCCCUGGCAAGGAUCUGAAGGAGGUGCGCCGCAUCAGUGACCUCCUCGGCAAGAAGGCAACAGACAUUCUGGUGACCGAGAGGAAGAAGAGGUUGCAGCCGGCCGAAGCGGGCCAGUUCUUCUCAGACGGCCCAGUGGACGUGUCGUCUCUGACGAAGGUGGUAAAGGACGAUCAGGGACUGCUCCCACAGCCGAAGAAGCCCAGGUUCAAGACUGCCCUGACCGGCAUCUACGUGCGCAGCCAGGAGCAUUUCGGUUCUGCUGCAAUGAGCCACAAGGCACAGCAAGAACACUGCUCAUCAUGGGGCGGCGGAACCGACAAGAGCUCCAAUGGCCACCGCUACGACAGCAUGGCCUUUGCCAAUGGCAUUAUCCAGGCUGGUAUGAGCUGCCAGCUGAUCAACUACGUGCAUCAGGAGCAUGACAAGUUCUUCGAUGUGGUGAAGAACUUUGAUGCCAUCGUGGUUCGAUGUAAUCCUGGACAGAUCAAGGCCGACGGUGGUGACCAGGGUAAGUUCGACAAUGGCAUGCGUGCCAUCCGCAAGAAGGGAAUCCAGGUGUGGCCGGCACCUGACGUCAUGGAGUUCAUGGGUGCCAAGGAUGCGCUCUGCAAGAUCGCCACCCUGAACAUCGGGCUUGAGGAUACGCUUGCCUACUACGACGCGGCGGUGUUUGCUGAAGGUUUCAAGAAGACCAUGGCUUUCCAGCCACGUGUCAUCAAGCAGAACCGCGGGUCCUCUGGCGAAGGCAUUUGGAUCAUCAAGCUCAAAUCAGGGGACUACUGCAAGACCUAUGGUGAGCGCUCGUGCGGCGAUGAUGAAUUGUUGGACCUCAUGGAGGCCAACGACAACCACUCCGAGGAGCACACGGUCGCGCAGUUCAUCGAAUUCUGCGUGAACGGCCGCACGGGCAAGUCGGGCGAGUGGACCUCGAAGGGAGUCGGCAAGUACCUCGAGGGAGGGAAAGAGGCCGGAGGCCAGCUUGUCGACCAACGCUUUUGCCCUCGCAUUGUAGAGGGCGAACUCCGCUACAAUAUGGUGGCUGAUACCUUGGUUGGCAUCAUCCACAAGAAGCCAAAGGAAGGUGGAAUCAGCGCCGUUGGCGGCACAGGUUCCGUUUACACCUUCUACGGUCCAAAGGAGAAGAAAUUCGCCAGCUUGACCAAGAGUUUCCUCACUGAUGACCUGUCGAAGAUCAUGCCAUGCUUGGGAUUGGAGACCGAGCCGAUCCCACUGUGGUGGACCUCGGACUUUAUCAACUCGUCCCCUGCGGGCACCGACCCGAAGGAUGAGAAAUGGAUCGUGGGAGAGUUCAAUUGCUCCUGCGUCGGCAUCUC
Molecule: messenger RNA, 2115 nt
Organism: Symbiodinium pilosum
Lineage: Eukaryota; Dinophyceae; Suessiales; Symbiodiniaceae
Source: the annotation of a GenBank genome assembly